This is a messenger RNA of Parascedosporium putredinis, 2013 nucleotides long. Lineage: Eukaryota; Fungi; Ascomycota; Sordariomycetes; Microascales; Microascaceae. The record is from the annotation of a GenBank genome assembly.
AUGUUCCUAGCACCACAAUCUAAAACGCCCGUAUCGGGCAGGGCGUGGGGCCUCCAACUCAACUACAGCUGUUCCAUCGUCAAGGAUGUCUCCGAGUUUACGAUUCUAAGCGAAAGAUCUGCCGCGACAUUCAAAUCUUAUUCAUCUUCCGGGGACUUUUGGUCCACCCGGAAACCCAAUGUGGUUCUUGACACGCCGCGAGGCGCCGAGAUAACACUUUUCAGUAGCGGCACGGAUUCGUCGGAGCAUAACAUCUGGUCCUAUUCCGAGAUAGGAAUCAAGCUUGGAGACCCUAGGUCUCUAUUUCUUGACGUAUACGAUCAUCCGCAGGCCGACCCCCUGUGGGGGACAUCGCAGACCCUAUUGGUGUACGCUGCACCUGAUUUUGACGAUCGCAACAUUAGUCCCGCGGAGCGAUAUUCUCGGCGGAAGAUGGAACCGUACCAUCAGAACGGCCACGAGCAACCCGAGCACACACCUCGACUGCCAUCGCCACCGAAUCUGCGACCUUCUUCGCCUCCUGUGCCAUUUGAAGCGCCGUCACCGUCGUCGGAAGACACGAAUGUGACUGCAUUGAAUAACGAACCUCCCCCAACCCGGCCGCCCCUAGCGACCUUUGCCCCGCGCCUCUCGACCGUACCCUCCAACGCCUCACGGCCGACUUCUCUACAAACCGAGGAUGGCCGACAAAUACAACGCGUCCCCAGCAUCCGCCUUCGCCGCCUCCGUCAUAUUGCUUCGCCGAGUCCAUUGGGCGUGUCACAAGCGACGAGCGCCGGACUAGUGGACGAUGGCUCGCACGGGCGCCCACGAAGUGUCUCCGAACCUCGGCGGAAUAAUUGGGGGACAGGGGUCUUUCCUCCACCGCCACACGCCACCGAUCGUGCACCGAUUCCCUUGCCCCGCCUCACCGAAGAAGGCCGGCGACCGAGUCUUUCGGAGCUGGGCCAUACCUUGUCAUCGAACUCGUUUCCCAUUACGCAUCGACCGCAAGGACAGGAAGACAACGCGCAAGCAGGGACUAAUGCCCAAGAGCCCAUUCGGAGGCUUCGGGGCGCGAGGACCCUAAGCAAACUUUUCCACCCAGGCCAGAAUGCUGCUGUGCAGGGUCCUAGCAAGGCCCCAGCAGGCGGAAGAGAUGUUGAGGAGUACGAUGCCCGUCUUGUGGAUUGGCUCGAUGUUUUCGAUCCCGAGAUUCAAACAUUGUCAACCUUGACAAACGUCCAGAAUUCGCUCUUCGUUCCCGACCUUGGCGGUUUAAUCAAUCGACGGCCGACAUAUAUUCUCUCCGACUACGAGCGAGGGCUGCAAGCCAAAGGCGAUCGACGGCAAGGGCAAGAGCCCGUGGCGGAAGAAGAGGAGCAAGGGCCUGAGACAGGCCAGCGGCCAGCCGUCGAACGUGGGUUCGGCCAAUACGUUCGAACACCCCUGGGCUUCUUCGUCACGCUGUAUGCCGUCCUUAUCACGCUGUUUGGCUUGGCCUGGGUGCUCUUCCUCAUCGGCUGGAUUUACGUCGGCGACGAGCAAUUAUACGCCAUCCACGUCAUUGAUAGUGUCCUCGUCGCGCUCUUCGCCAUCGUCGGCGACGGCAUGGCGCCGCUUCGAGCCAUCGAUACGUAUCACCUGGUGUAUGUCGUUCGCUACAGUCGCAUCGUGAAGAAAAAGAACAAGCGUCAGGACCCUGAGACGGAGGCCAUAGCACAGCCCCUCGAACAAGGCGCAGAACGUACUUCUGAGCAAGGGGCCACCAUGGUCCAGGCACAAAAGUCGAUGAGCAACCUCCCUCAGAAUCCCGACAGCCCACCCACAAUGAUACCGCCGCCUCAGGACGAUCCUCAAGAUGAUUUGGAAAGUGGAAAGAUUUCCGAGGGUGGCAACAUGGACUACGAGCGGGAAGCACUGGCUCUCUCGCCCAAGCAGCUUCAUAGCCUUUGUCAUCACCAAAAGAAGCUGUCCAAGUCGCACAGCUUCUAUAAGUCCCAGGAGACAUCUACACAUUAUGCCUUCCCCUGA